Molecule: messenger RNA, 1543 nt
Organism: Diprion similis
Lineage: Eukaryota; Metazoa; Arthropoda; Insecta; Hymenoptera; Diprionidae
Product: ras-related protein Rab-38-like
Exons: 6
Coding region: 206-868 (220 amino acids)
Biological process (GO): vesicle-mediated transport
Cellular component (GO): trans-Golgi network; Golgi apparatus; vesicle
Molecular function (GO): GTPase activity; GTP binding
Source: RefSeq, a predicted model, not a curated record
AUUGACACGUUAACGCUUGGCGUAAAUGUCUGUAUAAAUGCGCUCGCACACAAAUGCAUGUCAGGAGAUAGCCGGAGCAGAGCUUAUCACAAUAUUCGAAGCGAAAUGAUCGAGAGUGUCGCUCGUGUGGACAGAUUUCUAACCUAAAAUACAGAAUCGGGUUGAUAAAUCGCGGAGGGAAAUCAAUUGGGAAACGAUUGGGAAAAUGAGCAACCGGAAAACGAUCAGAAGAGACUCGGACGUCCCUCUUUCAAACCUCAGUCAUAAAGAGUUACUUUUCAAGUUUCUGAUCAUCGGUGAUUACGGCGUUGGUAAAACAGCCAUCGUCCGAAGAUAUACAGAAGGGAAAUUCUCAUCGAAUUACAAGAUUACCAUAGGCGCUGAUUUUGCGAUAAAAACUCUCGACUGGGAUCCCCAUACAAAAAUAAAUCUGCAAUUAUGGGACAUUGCGGGACACGAGAGAUUUGGUUACAUGACGAGAGUUUACUACAAAUACGCGCUUGCCGCUGCUCUGGUGUUCGAUAUCUCGAGGGUUGCGACUUUUCAAUCUGUGAAGAAGUGGCUCGUCGAUUUACGCGAAAAAAUCACCCUCCCAGAUGGAUCCAGCAUCCCCGUCGUACUGCUUGCGAACAAAUGCGACAUUCAACAUGCCGCAGUUCCAAACGAGCAGAUCGUCAAGUUUUGCAAAGAAAACUCCAUCGGUUCCUGGUACAUUACAUCGGCCAAGGAAAACGUUAAUAUCGACGAAGCGAUGCGAUACCUGGUGGAAAAUGUUCUAAAGACCAGAUUAGAAGACGAGAUACGAGAUUCGAUAAAACUUCGAGACGGACCGGUGUUUCAGGAGAAAAAUACGUGUUGUAAAACCUGAUUGAUCAAAAACGCUUCCGUGAAUUCGAGAAAUCUGUUUCGCAUUCGUAUUAAGUUAUAAUAUUCAACUUGAUUCUAAAAAUUACGUCAUUAACCCGAAAUUGACACGAUAUAUCGCUACCCAAGAUGCGUAAAUAUGACGUAUAUGUACAUAACAUUAUCUCACAUUGAUAUACGUACAUACACGAUAUUAAUUGUUAUAUAGGUUUCGAAUUUACGAAUAUGCAUUACCGAUCUUGGAUUGAAAAUUAUGAAAAACAUCAUAUUACAUGUACGUGAAUUAUUGAUAGACACAUAUAUCGUCGUCUGUGUAUAUAUAUAUAUAUUUGGUUUCUUUUUACAGACGUUUUAAUAAUUGUACAUAAUAAUAUGUGGUAAUAUUGAUAUGAAUUUGCGUGUAUAUGCACAUAUCAUAUGUACAUAUAUACAUAUACAUGUUAUUUUUCGUAUUAUAAAAAAAAUGGUCUCUGAUUUUAUCAUUUAUACGUCGACUAAUUUUUAUAACAAUAGUUUAAUUAUCUGCGUAUACCUCUAAUAGCGAUAUAUUUACAAGGGUGUGUAUGUGUAUAUACAUGUAUAUGUUGUUCUUGUUUUGUAUCGUUAUCAUCUUUGGUUAUAAUAAAUUUUUACAUCAUCCUACUGGGCAUAUGAUAUUUUUCUAUAAUAUUGUUUUAGU